AUGACUGGCCACGCCAGAUUCCUCAUCGCCAUCGUGCUUCUCUUUUCGUCCACGUGUCAAUGCCUCGCGAUUCGACGAGCUCACCCGCGGUCACUCUAUAUCGUGCGCCUGCGUUCGGCCCUUCCCCUCGCCGCGUAUCGCGGCGGAAUAGCGAGCUUCUCGGGAUGGACGGACGACGACGAUGACUCGGAUGAUCGUACCGGUCCGUCAGGUCUGCGGGCGACAGCGGCGACGGUGGCGCACGAAGCCGCGACGCUGGGCGGCAGCAUUCCGCGGCGCGCGCGGCUGAGCAUGGAGAACCCGCAGCUAAGAGCAUACGCGCAUAUGCUCGAGACGCAGCAGACCCAAGUCGCGUCUGACGUGGGCGUGAUGUCAGAACACAUCGUUUACAAGUACGUGGCAGAAACACGUCUAGAGCCUGUUUUUGGAGCCCCAUUCCAUGGCAUCCCUCCCAUACUGUUCCCACACCGAGUGGGCUACAUGCACACGAGCAACGGGUUCGCAGCGGCCCUCUCCCCGCAGCAGGUGUGGCGGCUGCAGCGGCACCCGGCAGUGGCGGCAGUGACGCGCAGCCGCAGAGUGACCCCUCUCACCACCGAAUCCCCCACCUUCCUGGGCAUGCGCGCCCCCGGGUCGCUGUGGCCUGCCAAUGGCGGGCAGGCGAGCGCGGGCCAGGGCAUGGUGAUAGGCGUGGUGGACACGGGCAUCUGGCCGGAACACCCCUCCUUCAGCGAUAAGGGAUUCUCCUCCUCGAAACCCGCCGGCUGGUCAGGAAAAUGCGACACCACGAGCGAGUUCAAGUGCAAUAAUAAGCUCAUAGGUGGCCGCGUGUUCUACAAGGGAUUUAAGAAGGACAUCGGCGACCCGGACCUGUCUUCAGACUGGUUGUCUCCCCGGGAUUCGGAUGGCCACGGCACAUGGUGUGCAAGCGCGGCAGCGGGCAACAAGGACGUGCCCAUGGCGGGCGGCAAGGCGAGCGGCAUGGCGCCGGCAGCGCGCUUGGCAAUGUACAAGGUUCUCUGGUACUCUGAAGGCUCUCUCACCGGGACAUGGGCCGACAUCGAUGCAGCAGUCAACCAAGCGGUGGCGGACGGUGUGGAUGUCAUCUCGAUCUCGCUGGGCGGCAUGGAUAAUAAGGAGACCUACUUCGACCACAUGCCGUAUCUCAGUGCUAACCUGGCCGGGGUGGUUGUGUCAUAUGCAGCAGGGAAUGCCGGCUCGCCAGGCUACUGGGAUCCUGGGUACUUUCGCACAAUAGACAACUUCUCGCCCUUCUAUCUCACCGUGGGGGCUAGCACCAUAGGCCGUGGCGGUCUAACCCUCAAGGCCGCAACAGCAGCAGCGGCAGGCCUCAGCAACUCAUCCUCCUCCUCUUCAGCCGCCCCAGCAGCCACCGCCCACCCUACCAUUGCCGAUUUCUCCUCCACGGGACCCCUAUGCGACCCUAACACCGACGCCACCGGCGCUCUCCCCACCAACAGCAUCUUAAAGCCCGACAUUGUUGGCCCGGGCGUGGAUCUCUACGCUGCUGCCCCGGGCUCAAAAAUCGGCAAGCCGGGCAGCUUCGCACAGCUGUCGGGGACGUCGAUGGCGACGCCUCACUUGGCGGGCAUUGCUGCUCUCAUCAUGCAGAAACACCCCCCAUGGAGCCCCGCGCAGGUCAUGUCUGCCAUCAUGACCACCGCCAAGACCACUGACACCAGCGGUGCCGCUAUCAAGGAUUCUAACGGCGAGGCUGCUACUCCGUGGGAUAUGGGAGCUGGUCACGUCUUCCCACGCAAGGUGCUGGACCCUGGGCUUACCUUCGAUGCUCGGGCAACGGCGUAUCGGAAUUUCCUUGCUGGGCAGAGUAUGAAGCAGGCGCAGAGGCACUUUCCGAACGCCAAGCUUACUGCGCUUGCUCCCCGUGAGUUGAACCGUCCGAGCAUCUCCAUUUCCCGGUUGAAAGGGAUGGUGACAGCAACCAGAACGGUGACAAGCGUUGCUGAUACGUCCUCCACAUAUACAGCUAACAUCAAGCCUCCCAAUGGUGUCUCCGUCACGGUAUCACCCGACAAAUUCACUAUCACUCCGGGUAAGAAGGUCACUUUCACGGCGACCUUCAAGGUGACUAAGACGUCUAACAACACUCAGUUUGGAAGUAUGACAUGGGUCGAUGAGAAAGGGCACUCAGUGAGAAUGGUGCUUGCUGUCCACCCUAUAAAGAAGUGA
Closterium sp. NIES-65 is the source of this 2211-nucleotide messenger RNA. Lineage: Eukaryota; Viridiplantae; Streptophyta; Zygnematophyceae; Desmidiales; Closteriaceae. The record is from the annotation of a GenBank genome assembly.